Messenger RNA from Didymella exigua CBS 183.55, 852 nucleotides. RefSeq names its product catechol O-methyltransferase. Gene Ontology annotation, molecular function: O-methyltransferase activity. The transcript is spliced from 3 exons. NCBI's taxonomy places the organism in Eukaryota, Fungi, Ascomycota, Dothideomycetes, Pleosporales, Didymellaceae. Bases 1 to 852 code for a protein of 283 amino acids. The record is from RefSeq and is a predicted model, not a curated record.
AUGGCGGCUGUCCACCCCCCAAAUACUAUCACGCCUGUGGGAGGUACUUCGACAUACUUCGACACUGAUGCGAUCGUUGAUGGUUCAGCGCCCAAAGUCGCGAAUAGUGCUGGUUUCUUCAACGUCACCGUUGCAGCCAACCACAAAGAAGGCGCUGAAGAGCUUGCGCUUUUGAAAUACGUAUACACCCGUUCAGACCUAGAAAAAAUACGUGGGGACCCAGAUGCAGUUUGCAACGCCAUCGAUGACUUUGCUGCCACGAUUCCACGAGGGCUGAUGACCAUCGGGGCAGAGAAGCGCACAUUCAUAACACACAUGCUGGCUACUGCUGAGCCUGCGCCGACCACGUUUCUAGAAUUUGGUUCCUAUGUUGGCUACUCCGCCAUCUGCCUUGCCAGCGCCAUGGUGGCACGAGCUGUCCCGGGACAGCGCGUUCGCUACGUGUCAUUUGAGAAGAACCCCAUCAUCGCGGCUGUCGCAGCCAGUCUCGCAGAUCUAGCAGGUCUGCGCGACGUUAUCACUAUCCAUGUUGGUCCAGCUGCGGAGUCCUUGACACGUCUUGUUGAGAAGGGUACAGUGACGAGAGGCACUGUUGAUUUCAUGCUGUUGGACCACUGGAAGGACUUCUACAUUUCCGAUCUGCAAUUAUGCGAGAAAUCUUCUCUAAUUAGGUCUGGCUCAGUCGUUUUGGCCGAUAACAUCAUCUUUCCUGGUGCUCCAGAGUAUCUCGCAUAUGUGCAGGCCGGUGUGGCAGAAGCAUCCCCCGACGGCUUUAAUUAUGCGACCAAGACGGCUGAUUUCAUUCUUCCGUUCGGCGGCCUUGACCAACUGGCCAUUUCUACGGUGUCUUAA